This is a messenger RNA of Thrips palmi, 1616 nucleotides long. Its product is annotated as mucin-3A-like. Bases 200 to 1432 code for a protein of 410 amino acids. The transcript is spliced from 5 exons. The record is from RefSeq and is a predicted model, not a curated record. NCBI's taxonomy places the organism in Eukaryota, Metazoa, Arthropoda, Insecta, Thysanoptera, Thripidae.
CGACGCGCCGCACGGCCCGCACGGCCACCGGCAGCGCAGCAGCGCCACAGUCACAGUGGGCGAGCGGACGCGAAGGUGAACACAACGUUUGACCACAAACCCAAACCGACGUCCCAGCUCGUCGAGCGACCACGCGAACACAGACCGAGAUCGUCGUCACGGAACCAACUACUGAUCAACGGGACUUGUCCGGGCCGCCAUGGACAGUCAAAUGCAGGCCAAUUUCCUCAACCAUAUGCUCAAAUUCUUCGCCCCGAAGGAGAAGGAUGAGGGCAACGCGGUCCCCGACGUGGACGUGCCGAGCACCCCGUCGGCGCCGGACCUGCCCAUCCUGGUGGGCAUGCUGCUGAGCGCGGGCUUCGACGUCAAGUACAGCGACAAGGGCGAGCGCGGCGGCUCCAGCGCCGGCUGCAGGGCCAUCAUCAUCUGCCAGCGGUCCGGCACGCGCGUCGUGAUGCAGGGCGAGGGGCCCUGCACCUGCCCGUCGGAGGAGGCCCUCAACAACCACCUGCAUCCCCCGGGCCGCGCCGGACAGGCGCCCUCCCGUGCGACGUCACCUACGCCGUCCGCCGUGGGGCAGUUGGAGGAUCCCCUCAACAUCUCGAUGACGUCCACCACUGACGACAACGCCCUCGCCCCGCCGAGGCUGACCCGUCAGAGGACCUGGAGCCGCGACGGAGACUCCGCCAGCGGCAGCGCGACGCAGGACACGGCGUCGCCGGUCAACCGGCGCCUGAGCGCGCCGCCGGGGUCCCUCAACAGCCAGUGGACCACCCUGCAGGGCGACGAACUGAACGUGAUGGCGGCCACGGACCUGCUGCAGGAGGCCAUGUGCCUCCUGACUGGCGUCAAGAAGCCGAAUCUGCGCAACACUCCGGUGGGCCCCAGUCGCCGCUUGUCCGCGGUCUCGCGCCGCAUGUCCACCGACAGGUUCGCCCAGCCGCUGCGUCCUCUGUCGCGGACCUCGUCGGCGUCCAGCUCCAGCGGCCUCGGCAGCGUCCAGUCCACGUCGUCGCACUCGGACACGCCCCGGCCGCCGCGCCCCACGGCGAGCACGUGCAAGAUGGGCCCCGAGACCUUGGCGUCCGUCCGCAACGGCCCCACGCUCCGCAGGACGAUCAGCGCCUGCGCGGGGACGGGGACCACCGCCACCACCGCGCUAUCCGCCAAAGCCAGGCAGACGCCAACGACCAGUCUGCUCAACAGGACUAAGUCGGACGCCAACAAAAAGGGGCCUCCAGAGGCAAGCAGUGGGACACAAAGUGUGGUGACGAAGGUGACAUCCCUUAUCAAACCACCCAGUACGACUACAAAACCUUUCACCCGUCCAUCUCUUCGGGCUGGAAUAAAGACCAAUGCAUCUUUGAUAGCCAAACCUUCUCAACCAAAGACUGUUUCUAAAAGUCCUGAAAUGGAAUCUAUAAAGUUAUAAGCUUAUUAUGUGCCUUUGUGGCUAUUUUAAUUUUUAAGAAAAGUAACUACUUUGUAAUCCAUUUUAAUUCCUUUUAUUUUGCAAAUAAUGAAGUUUUAAACAUUUAUAAUGAUGCUGUUUCAAUUUAAUUAAAGGCAUCAAAAGAGUGACCUGUGAUACAAUGAAUAAAGUACUUCUGAUAUUA